Molecule: messenger RNA, 716 nt
Organism: Coffea arabica (coffee)
Lineage: Eukaryota; Viridiplantae; Streptophyta; Magnoliopsida; Gentianales; Rubiaceae
Product: BURP domain protein USPL1
Source: RefSeq, a predicted model, not a curated record
AGUAUCAGAUAUUUGGUUCAUUUUUUAACCCGCGACCAGAAACAUGGCAUCUUUCAAUGGUUCAUAUCUAGUUAUAGUAUGUUGAAAAACAACCUUCAAAGCAAGUACACUUUAUUUUUGCUCUUGCAAACACCUUCAAAGAGGAGUUGCCAGCUAGAGAAAUAAUAUCUACCAACUGAUGGAUUCCAAAGGACUUGCUUGUUGGAAUCUCCUCUUUCAUCUGUUAAUUGUUCUGGGAACUUGUGAUUUUGUCCCCGUUGAUGGUACUAAUGCAAUCAGGCAUCAGCGCAUGGAUGUCAAUAAUCCUCAGAGAAAUAGCAAGAGAGAUCAUGUUGCUCACGUCCAAGAAAAGAUGUCAAUGCAUGAUCAUUCUCACUCCUCAUCCCACGGGAUGCAUCAGAUGGAUCCAACUACAACCGUGUUUUUCGUUUUUGAUGAUCUCAAGUUAGGCAAAACAAUGAGUAUCCUUUUCCCUGACGGAGAUCCUAGUCCUUGUGGCCGUCUCCUUUAUCUCUGGCGCUACGCGAGAACAAGCCGAUCCUAUGCCCCUUUUCAUUGGCAAACUGCCACAGAAAUUCUUCAACACUUUUCAUUUUCUCAAGGAUCUCGAAAGGCCUAGGUGAUGGAAGAUACACUCCGAGCAUGCGAGACUAAGCCUAUCAAGGGAAAAUCCAAGGCUUGUGCCACAUCCUACGAGUCAUUGGUAGAUUUUGCAC